This is a messenger RNA of Melitaea cinxia (Glanville fritillary), 4274 nucleotides long. It is a transcript of the gene Hcf, whose product is annotated as host cell factor 1. NCBI's taxonomy places the organism in Eukaryota, Metazoa, Arthropoda, Insecta, Lepidoptera, Nymphalidae. Gene Ontology annotation, biological process: regulation of DNA-templated transcription; chromatin remodeling. The transcript has a single exon. The coding region runs from base 95 to 2599 and encodes 834 amino acids. The record is from RefSeq and is a predicted model, not a curated record. Gene Ontology annotation, cellular component: histone methyltransferase complex. Gene Ontology annotation, molecular function: transcription coactivator activity; protein binding.
CUUAUUUACGACGUUUCUCAUUGUCUAUGCUAUAGAUACGCAUCCUGAGCGAUACAUACGGUGUUAAGCUUUUAGUAACAAAUGUAUAGUUAAAAUGAAGGAAAACGCUGUACUUAAGUGGCAAAAAGUUUACAACCCAAGCGGCCCUCAACCACGACCCCGUCAUGGCCAUCGCGCGGUUGCUAUUAAAGAUUUGAUGAUAGUUUUCGGCGGCGGAAAUGAAGGGAUAGUUCAUGAGCUUCACGUCUUCAAUACUACUACAAAUCAAUGGUUUGUUCCUGUUACGAAAGGGGAGGUCCCUCCAGGGUGCGCCGCUUACGGCUUCGUGGUCGACGGCACACGUCUUCUAGUUUUUGGCGGCAUGGUGGAGUACGGCAAGUAUUCUAACGAUUUGUAUGAACUGCAGGCUUCGCGAUGGGAAUGGAAACGUCUGAAGCCCUUACCGCCCAAACACGGUAUACCUCCAUGUCCUCGACUCGGACAUAGCUUCACUCUGCUCAACGGUAAAGUCUACAUAUUCGGGGGUUUAGCUAACGAAAGUGAUGACCCUAAGAACAAUAUUCCCAGAUAUUUAAACGAUCUGUAUACACUAGAACUGUAUCCAAAUUCGUCUAUGACCGUGUGGGAUAUUCCGCUUACUUAUGGUCAGUCACCACCCCCACGCGAAUCCCACAGCGGCGUCGCAUAUGUAGACAGAAACUCAGGAAAAUCAUCAUUAAUUAUUUAUGGAGGUAUGAGUGGUUCCCGUCUAGGUGACCUGUGGGUCCUUGAUGUGGAUAGCAUGUCUUGGUCACGACCAGAACUAGGUGGUCCCCCUCCUUUACCUCGGUCUCUUCACACGGCCACUGUCAUCGGCCAUCACAUGUAUGUGUAUGGAGGUUGGGUUCCACUCGUACCUGAUGAAUCAAAACUUGCAACCCAUGAAAAGGAGUGGAAGUGUACCAACUCACUAGCGUCUCUCAACUUGGAAACCAUGACUUGGGAUAAUAUUGCUCUCGAUAAGUUUGAGGAGUGUGUGCCUCGAGCUCGUGCGGGGCACAGUGCAGUUGCAAUCCACACGAGACUCUAUAUUUGGUCAGGAAGAGAUGGUUAUAGAAAAACGUGGAAUAAUCAAAUUUGCUGUAAAGAUCUUUGGUUUCUAGAAGUCGGUGUGCCGCCACAAGCUGGACGUGUUGCACUGGUGCGAGCCGGUACAACAUCUCUGGAAUUGUGUUGGCCUGCGGUAAGCACUAUCACAACAUAUCUACUUCAAGUUCAGAAAUGUGGCAAAGUUACUCCUGCAAGGUUCCCCACUGCUGCUGAGCCUGUGGCAGCUCCACCACCUGCAUCACCUGUCUCUGGACAACCCGAUGUGGCCAAGGCCUUUGGAUUGACAUCACCAGUGAACACUGGUCUACCGCUUACACCUACUGAUUUGCCCGUUCGGCCUGUCGCUGCAGCCGCGUCGCCCAUUUCUACACCUAUAGUAUCAACACCACAGAAAGUUGUAUCUGGAUCGAUCAAAAUGCCAGCACAGGCGGCCGUCAAGAUUUCACCGAAUACUCCAACAUUAAAGCAAACCUACCAAGGCAAAACAGUCGUCAAAUCACCAGCUGCAGGAUCCUCUCAGCAAAUAAAGGUGGCUGCCGUGACGCCGCAGGGUGUAACGAGAAUUGUAAGUGGUGUAGGCACUCCGAGUAGCGUGCGAGUGUCCACACCUCAGUCUAACGCACAGAUCGUCCUCGGCACUACAACAGGCGCGGGAGGAACGCCCCGAUUCGUACAAGUCAAAACUGGUACAAGUGCUGGAGUUCCCGUCAAAUUAGGUAGUGGUAAUAUGCCAGUUAAAUUGGCCGGCAAUGCAGUACCUCUUAAAAUUGGUGCUGCAAAUAUACAAGGUAAGAUAACAACGAAUAGCGUCCAAAAAGUGGGAGGUACGAAUGUUCCUUUGAAACUCGGCGCUGGAAAUGUUAAAAUCGGCACAAGCAACGUUUUAGUGAAGACAGCCGGAGGAGUUCCCAUCCAAGCGGGAGUACAGACCAAGGUAGCCGCGGGAGUUCCUGUGAAACUAGGGACGGGCAACUUGCCCGUCAUAGGAAGCACGGGGGGUGCUAUACAGAUCGCUGGAGGCGCUAUCUCUGGACAACAAGUCAAGACACCAGUAUACAAGAUUGUUACUGCAAAAUCGGGUGAACAGGUAACGACCGCUACAACGGUAAGCUCAGCAGGCACUGCAGGAGCUACAGUUUUGCGACAAGCAGGUGGAAAUGCUGGCAUUCCUGUUAUCAUAAAGAAGACACCAGGUGGAGGACAAGCAAGUGCGACGCCUCAGUACGUUACUUUAGUCAAGACAUCAACAGGUAUGACUGUCGCGACUGUUCCGAAGAUGGCCAUGGUGCAGAACAGGCCGACAGCGCCUGCGAGUGUGGCUCAACCGCAAGGCAUAGCCCCAGGGGCAACUAUUGUAAAGCUAGUAUCGGCCAACACAGUCGGAGGCAACAAAAUCAUAACAUUGCCAUCUAAUAUGCUGCAAAUAGGCAAGACGGGAGUCGGUGGUAAGCAGACAAUAGUGAUCACAAAGUCGGCGACUCAGGGCGCUCAAAGUGGGCAGCCUCAGUGAGGUCCAAGACGCGCCCCGCACUGAACAGAGUCGAGUGAGAUGUGACCCUCCCCUGGACCCCAGGGGCGUCGUGUGCGAGGUCGCGAGCCUUAUGGUGAAUGUGAUGAUAACUGUGAGGUAUAAAAUGUAAAUUAUCACGAGAAACGUUGUAGUGAGUUGAACGAACUAUAUAAUAUAUGAUGAAUAGAAUAUUGUAAAUCAUUUGAGUUUUGUACGUUAAUGGGUCUGUGUAGUACUUUCCUCUUAAGGUUUUUACUAAAAGAAUAUUUUAUUUACUCUUAACAUUAUUUUUAAAGUUGUCUGUUUGCACUUAGAGCUCCUAAUCUGCUAUAAGAUCUGUCUAUAAAACUGUCUUAAGACACAACUCAACUAUGUUCUUUUCAUACUUCCAUAGUCACAAAAGAGUAUUUUUUACAUAUGUGACCUAGUUUCUUAUAAAAUUAUGCGAAAGUGCCUGCUGAACAGUAACAGUGUUGUUACUGUGCGUAGAGGGCAACAGAGUUAAAAGUAUAAAUCUUUUUAAACUUGAAACAAUUAGAUUUUAAAAGAUUCAAUUUGAAGUUUAUUUUAUUGUGUUUAUAGAUUUAUUUCUAAAUUAGAAUAUUUUUGUAUGUAAUAAUAAAGAUAAGGAGAAUAUAAUAUAAUAUUUCAUUACCCAUAAUCAUGACCAAAUACUGCCGUGUAGAACUUGAUUUUUCCAAAAUUCUAGGAACAUUAAUUUCACUUGUUUGCUGUGCAAUUAAUUUGCGAGUCUUUGUCUUCCUUGCAUCGAUUUAAGUUCCCUGUAUGCAUGAAUUUGAGUCCGGAAGGGGUGGUGAACUUUUAAGUAUAAUGUUAAUAUAUUAUGCUGUACUUGGUAAGGUGGCUGAAUAAUCUCCCACGCAGUGGUCACCAAGUGCACUGCUGCGUGCAAGCCAUUAGUCGAGUGUUAGGCUUAAAUAAAUCACAAUAUAUUAUAUAUCAUGCACUAUUUAAGUUUUUUUUUUAUGACAAGCCAUUGUUGAUGUUUAUGUGGUGUAUUUUUUUGUUCAGUAUUUAGAUCUGUGGCGUGUCUGUUAAUAAUCGUAAUAUUUGAGACUCAGUCUCGAGGCUAUUUUUUUUAUCGCCCCACUGAUCUUAAUACUUGCCUAGUUUUUGCCUUGGGCAAAUUACUCGAUUUUGACAAGUAGGAGACUAUGGCGGACUUCAAAGUUAGUAUGGGAAUGAGUAAAUUAAUGAAAUAUGAAAAAAACUAUAACAUUAAAAUUAUUAUAACUCUCUAUAAGUAAUUAUCUUAAUACGUAGUUUUGUUAUUAAUUUGUCGUAAUUUUAUUGAAAAGGAAACAAACUUUUGAUUUCGCCAUAGUCGUUUCAGACUCCUAUUAUGAAAUGUAAUAUCUAAGAGCCUGUGGAAGCACAGGAGUCUUGUAAGUUGCAAUUUAAUAUAUAAUAAUUAAACUUGACAUAAUAAAUGCAGAAAUUGUUUUCAUUUCAAACCGAUUGUCAGCUAAACUCGAAAUAGUGCGGUUUUAAAGUAAAUGAAGCUAUUCUGCAUUUCAAUGUAGGAUAAGAUAGUUGUAUGUAUUAGAUUUAUAUUAAAAUAAGUGAGUUAUGAAAUGUAAAUAAAAUAAGUAGAUAAAUUUAAUGUUAUAGUUUGUUCAUAUGUUCAUUUGCUUAAAUAAACGGAUUUGCAUAA